Messenger RNA from Xiphias gladius (swordfish), 3730 nucleotides. RefSeq names its product major facilitator superfamily domain containing 2ab (gene mfsd2ab). The transcript is spliced from 15 exons. The coding region runs from base 587 to 1843 and encodes 418 amino acids. Gene Ontology annotation, molecular function: lysophospholipid:sodium symporter activity. The record is from RefSeq and is a predicted model, not a curated record. Gene Ontology annotation, cellular component: membrane. Gene Ontology annotation, biological process: carbohydrate transport. Lineage: Eukaryota; Metazoa; Chordata; Actinopteri; Istiophoriformes; Xiphiidae.
UUCUGCUAUGGCAAAGGGAGAAGGAGGCGAACAAUACUCCAGCGCCAGUUUAUUGAACAAACCGCUCAGCUCGGAUGGCAUCAAACUUGCCAGGAAGGUGGGUCCAUUCAUCGCGUUGCUUCAAAUAUCUGGUUUACUGGCAUUUCCCUGUGUUAGUCACCUCAUCCCAUAGGACGAGGCGAUGACUGAACAAGAACAUUUCAUGCCUUGAGUAUGACAGUGGACGGCGCACACCGCAUGAGAAUAGUAAAAGCUUGUCAAUCUGCAACAAGUUGAGCUAUGCCGUUGGUGGAGCACCCUACCAGAUCACAGGAUGCGCCUUGGGCUUUUUUCUGCAGAUUUAUCUACUGGAUGUAGCUCAGUAUUUGAGGUGGCAUUUACAGGCAUGAGGGCAUGGAGCUGUACCUGAUCCUUCCUUGUGACCACCAAAGACUACCAACUAAUGGUCUGAUUGUCCUGGAAAAAUGAAGAGCUGGAUCCCUUCUAUGCCUCCAUCAUUUUGUUUGUGGGCCGAGCAUGGGACGCAGUAACAGACCCCACAGUGGGAUUCCUGGUCUCCCGUAGCCCAUGGACACGUUUUGGACGCAUGCUGCCCUGGAUCCUGCUGUCAACCCCUCUCGCUGUGCUUUCCUAUUUUCUCAUAUGGUAUGUUCCUCCCUUUGAGGACGGCAAAGUCAUCUGGUACCUUUUCUUCUACUGCCUCUUCCAGAGCCUUCAGACUUGCUUCCAUGUGCCAUACUCUGCCCUCACCAUGUUCAUCAGCUCAGAGCAGAAAGAGAGAGACUCAGCCACUGCAUACCGGAUGACGGUGGAGGUUCUGGGCACUGUGCUCGGUACAGCUAUCCAGGGGCAGAUAGUAGGCAUGGCCAACGCGCCCUGCCUCCCAAGACCCGGUGACAUCCUAGAAGACCUGGACAACUCGUCAAAGUCUGUUGGACUCAAUAACUCAGAGCCUGUAAUUUCCCUGGAGCACACGAAAGCGGCCUACAUGAUCGCCUCUGGUAUCAUCUGCUUGAUAUAUGUCCUGUGUGCUCUUGUUCUUUUCUUCGGUGUGAGAGAGCAAAAAGAGUCUUGUCGUCUCAGGUCAGAGCCCAUGUCUUUCUUCCAGGGAAUUAAACUGGUGAUGGGACACGGGCCAUAUGCCAAACUGGUCAUGGUCUUCCUCUUUACCUCACUGGCUUUCAUGCUCCUGGAGGGAAACUUCGCUCUCUUCUGCAGCUCCACGCUGGGCUUCAGAAACGACUUCCAGAAUGUUCUGCUGGUCAUCAUGCUUUCCGCUACUCUGGCCAUCCCCUUCUGGCAGUGGUUUCUCACUCGCUUUGGGAAAAAGACGGCGGUUUAUGCUGGCACCUUGUCUGUGGUUCCCUUCAUGAUACUGGUGGUGUGUCUGAAGAGUAACCUGAUUGUUACCUACAUUGUCUCCUUUGCCUCUGGGGUCGGAGUGGCCGCAGCCUUCCUGCUGCCCUGGUCCAUGCUGCCUGAUGUUGUCGACGAUUUCCAAGUGCAAAACCCUAACUCCACUGGCCAUGAAGCUCUCUUUUAUUCCUUCUACGUUUUCUUCACCAAGUUCGCCUCUGGAGUCUCCCUGGGGAUCUCCACUCUUAGUUUAGAUUUUGCAGGCUACAUCACUAGAGGCUGCUCUCAACCAGAGGAAGUGCAUUUAGCCUUGAAAGUGCUGGUAUCUGCUGCCCCCAUAGCUCUUAUCAUUAUCGGCCUGGUCAUAUUGUACUUUUAUCCGAUUGAUGAGGAGAGGAGGCAAGGUAACCGGAAACUGCUACAGGAACAGAGGGACAAUGAGACAGAUUCAGAAACAGACUUGACAGAGCUGGCCAACGUGGCCUAGGACAUUUUAGAAGGCCCACGGACCAAUUGGGUGACGGACUGGCAUUUUGCACUGGGCAGGACCAACGCACCUGGGCCUGUCGGAUCAUACAGACACUGCCUUGUUCAGUCACACUGCUGCUGUUCCACGUCUCCAAAGCUCGUUUAAUUCAAAGUAUCAUACUGUCCACAUUUGUGGCAUUUUCCCUGCACAAAAAUCUCUUUCCUCUUCUUUUUUUUUCAGUUAGAUUUCAAAAGCCUUACAUUUUGUAUUACAUCCAACUUCAGAGUAAUGUGGAAAAAUCUUUUUUUUAAAGGUUGGUCUCGAUCUCAGUUCAAAGUGCACAAAACCUUGAAAUGUGAUGGGAUCAUGUUUUGUCAGUGUUGCCAUUGUUGGUGCUACUCACUGGAACUGAACAGUUUCCAUCCUCUUACAUACCACAAUGAACAUUAAUGACCUUGAGCACUGUGCUACAAACUUAUAGUUCAGAGAUGUAAACAUCAUACGGAACUUGAACAAACAGUGGUAAUGCCUUAAUUUUAGUCGUGUUUUGGGGUUAAAAAUUCAAAACUGAUAUUGUGUAAUUUGGACAUAUUUAAAUUUUUUUUUUUUUUUUGUACUUUCAGUUUUGUUCUUAUAGUUUACUGAAACCAGUCGGCAAGUUUCCAUCUCAGUCAGUUUUUUUUUUUUUCUCUAAAGAAGCUGUAAUAUUGUGAUGUUGGAACUAGUAGACAGAGUAACAGCUGUGGUCUGAAUGGCUCAUUUUACCCACCAUAAUACUGAAACCACUACAUCAGUAAAAACAGUUAGUUUGCACACACAGCUACCAUGUUUAUCCAGCAAUUACAUUAUUUACAUUUUAUUUACUGAACAGCUUCUGAAGACAGGAAAAGCCUCUUUUCUCCAAAUGCUUUAAUUUCCUUAAUAUUGAGCAAAACGGUGACUAAAGCUGAAACUUAUUUAGCGAUAUUUGUUAUUUAAAUAUUUAUUAGUUUUGAUUUUACCGUUUUUGAAUUCAUGUUAGCUGGAAAGUCAUGCUUCUCGCAGUAUUUAAAUCUAUUUCAAACCUGUAAGGUUUUUCCAGCUGAAUGAAAAAUGAGCAAAAUAUGGUGGGAGUCAAAUUUUAAAACAUUUACACGCUUUUUAAUGCAUGUUACAGUCGGUACUGUCUUUGCUCCAUAUGCAUUCAAAAAGGGAAGCAUAUAAUUGUGGAAAAAAGAAGAAUGGAAGAUGGGGAAGUGAGCUUGUUGUAGUCUCCCUUGGGUGGUGUUUUUUUUUUUUUUUUUCUUCCUUUGUAUAUAUGUGUGUUUUAUUGAUGGAACCACCAGGAUGCUUUGUGAUCAUCCCAAUCCCUGUCAUUAAAAUUAUGAUUGACAUAUUUCAUAUCUGUUGAUAUGUAAAUGUGUACACACAGUGUCAUAUGUUAUACAUAGUGUUAAAUCUUCGUGUCUGACAACUGAGUGGCACUCACUUAAUUCUUUUUUUUUUUUUUUUUUUUCCAAAACAUUCUUUUACUCUCACUAGAGGGUCUUCACAGGCCUUAGUGGAUACUGUAAAAGCCAACACAGUGCCAUUUUCACCCACAACCCCCCGAUACAACUGAACAUCCUGUAAAUAUCAUCCUGUCUUAUUUUGUCAGCGUUUUGUCUUUUAUGACUCUGUCAGUGAACUUCCCUCAUGACUCUUGAGGCUGUAGCCAAAUGUGUGAUCUUUAAUCCCACAGGGACACACAGAAGCCUUCUGUACAUGCCUCCUGUGCAUAUGUAUAUAUUGUAUGUAAACCUGUAAAUAUCUUUGAUAUUUGUGGCUGCAAGUGAGAUGAACCUAUGUACAUUGUUCUGUAGUUAUUUAAGGAAAAGAUGUUGAGAAUGAAAAAGAGUGUUUAAUAAAUACUAAUUGAUAAGUGUA